AUGCUCCGAUUUGGUAAUUCAUCAACAUCUGAUUAUUUCAAACUUCUUGAUUUAGAUGGUAAUCAUUUACUAAUCGGUGCAAGAGAUGUUGUAUAUAAUAUCAGUGUUGAAACAUUCACCGAAGUACAUUCAAUUAAAUGGCCAUCAAAGGAAAAUAUUGUGAUGGAAUGCUUAAUGAAGGGAAAAUCAAAGGAUGCAUGUCAUAAUUAUGUACGUAUCCUGGCUAAAGAUGAUGAUCAAAGUAUCCUAAUUUGUGGUACUAAUGCAUUUCAACCGAUGUGUCGAAAAUAUGAACGUGAAAAAUACGGUGAUUAUAGGCAAAGUUUAGAAUUUUCCGGACUCGGUAUUGCACCUUAUGAUCCAAAUCAUAAUUCAACAUUUCUUCGAGAUGGUGAUCUGUUGUAUGCUGGGACAGUAUCAGACUUUUCGGGUGCUGAUCCAUUGAUACAUCGACGAAAUAUUACAAAAAUUGUUGAUUUGGGCAUUCGUACGGAACGGAACGAUGUGAAAUUCCUGAAUGAGCCACAUUUUGUUGGUUCAUUUCGAGACAGUGAAGUAAUUCUCCAAUGA
Messenger RNA from Loa loa (African eye worm), 570 nucleotides. RefSeq lists its product as hypothetical. Lineage: Eukaryota; Metazoa; Nematoda; Chromadorea; Rhabditida; Onchocercidae. The record is from RefSeq and is a predicted model, not a curated record. Gene Ontology annotation, biological process: semaphorin-plexin signaling pathway; negative chemotaxis; negative regulation of axon extension involved in axon guidance. Gene Ontology annotation, molecular function: semaphorin receptor binding; chemorepellent activity. Bases 1 to 570 code for a protein of 189 amino acids. The transcript has 5 exons.